UAUAUAUUAAGUUUAAAUAGGUAUAGAAGGGAAGGAAGAUAAUUCAAUGGUAUCAUCACUAAUAGAUUUACCACCCGAAUUACUUAUUCAAGUAUUUCAGAGUCUAAGUCCUCAAGAUUUGGAAGAUGUUAUCAAUGUCAUGAUAGAUUUGAUCGGGUCGGAUGAUGAUAAGAUAAUAGAUUUAAUGUAUGUUGCACUAUUUUCAUCUAGAUUAUCUUUAACGAAUUAUAAUUCUCGAGAUAAGAUAACUAUUGUAGAUCGACAAGUUAUCAUAAAGGAUUUUGAAUUAAUUCUUCUGCUUCAAAGACGAAGAAGUGCUAUAUUUCAAAGAUGUAUUCCCCAGAAUAUUACAGUGCGAUUCACUCGUAAAUCUGAUGAUUAUCAUACAUUUAUACAAGAUUUACAACAAUUACAUGGAUUAUUCAAAAGGAAAAAGAAAGGAACUAUAGAAUUAGCUAAUAUAGAUCCAUUAGUUAUAUACUUUGAGAAUAAUUUCCAAAAAUUUGAUGUAGUAAUUGAUUGUAAUUUACAAUGGGUAGAAAAUCCUACUUCAAUAUCAUCAAGUGUUAUUCAAAUAUUACUUGAUAUGGCAUCUAACCCAUAUUUAAAUAAAAAAUUAAUAAAUUUAACUAUUAAGGCAAGUGAUAUAGGAUCAUUUUAUUUUGAUUUAUGGAGUAGAUUAUUAAUAAGUUUUGAAAAUUUAAUAUAUUUAGAUUUAUCAAAUAAUGUAUUACAAAAUGUUCAUGAUGAUAUUGAAGAUAUUUUAUCAAUGUCUUUUAAAUUUCCUCCUAAUUUAAAGAUAUUAAAUAUGAGUCAAAAUUUAAUAACUAAAAUUACUAAUGGAUUUAUAAUAAAUUUACCUUCAUCAUUAGAAGUUUUAAAAUUAAAUGAUAAUAUUAUUGUAAUUUUAGCUAAUGAUUUAAAUUUAUCAAUUCAUUUACCUAAAUUAAUUAAUUUACAAUUAAAUAAUAAUCCUCAUUUGGAUUAUAUUCAAGAAACGACAUUUAAUGACAUAAAGGAUAAGGAUUUCAGGUUAGAACUAAGAGGAAAUAAUAUUAAUGAUGAUGAUAUGAACAAAUUAAAGGCAUUAGCUAAGGUUAAUAGAUUUACUUUGGUGAUAUAAAGCCGCAUAUAUAUAAUAUGGUAUAUAGUAUAGCUAAUACCGAGUUUAAUUUUUGUGCCCGGCAUAUAAUUGUCAAUACUUCGAAAUCGAAGUUUGUAAUUUUUGUUGACCUAAUGUAAGC
Molecule: messenger RNA, 1244 nt
Organism: Scheffersomyces amazonensis
Lineage: Eukaryota; Fungi; Ascomycota; Pichiomycetes; Serinales; Debaryomycetaceae
Exons: 1
Coding region: 47-1123 (358 amino acids)
Molecular function (GO): protein binding
Source: RefSeq, a predicted model, not a curated record